AUUGGCUGAGACGCGCCGCGGUGACGGGGCUGGUGAAGAGCUGUGUCACCUGGAGCACUGUGGACACUUCCUGGAUGUGCGGCGUCUGGGAGAGCAGACUUGAUCCACUAUGGCGUCCUACUUUGAUGAACACAACUGUGAGCCCACAGUCCCUGAGGAGCAGUACCGUCAGAAUGCCUUAUUAGAGUUGGCCAGGAGUCUUCUUAGUGGGAUGGAUAUUGACAUCGGAGGUAUGGAUGUAACAGACUGGGACCAUAGACUGCCCCCGCCGGCUGCCAAAAAAGUGGUAGAAAACUUGCCAAGAGUUACGGUGUCUGCAAAGCAAGCAGAUGCCGGCCUGAAGUGUCCGGUGUGUCUGCUGGAGUUUGAGGAGGAUGAGACGGUGCGGCAGCUGCCCUGCGAACACCUCUUCCAUUCCGCCUGCAUCCUGCCCUGGCUUGGAAAGACAAAUUCCUGUCCGCUGUGCAGAGAUGAACUGCCUACAGAUAGCCCAGAAUAUGAAGAAUACAAACAGGAGAAGGCAAGAAGACAGCAGAGAGAACACAGACUGGAGCAUCUCCAUGGAGCCAUGUACACAUGACCUCCCUUCAUACUGGUCUAACGCGUCUUACACACCACUGGAGCUUCCAGCGCAGCUAGAACAGGUCCCCGGGCGGCUGCACCCAGCGGAGCUCAAACAUGGCAUUCCGUCUGAGGCCAGAUCUGGGAACAUCAUAUGUUUUAUUCAGUCUUCUGAAUUUUUUAUUUUUUUUAUUCAAAAUUCACCCCUUCCAGAAAUCGGAGUAGUGUUUUAUAUAAAGUGACACAGGGAUGGGUAAUAAUAAAGUGACCCGGCUGUUGUCUA
Messenger RNA from Bufo bufo (common toad), 844 nucleotides. RefSeq names its product ring finger protein 181 (gene RNF181). NCBI's taxonomy places the organism in Eukaryota, Metazoa, Chordata, Amphibia, Anura, Bufonidae. Gene Ontology annotation, cellular component: cytoplasm. The transcript is spliced from 6 exons. Gene Ontology annotation, biological process: protein ubiquitination. The coding region runs from base 110 to 580 and encodes 156 amino acids. The record is from RefSeq and is a predicted model, not a curated record. Gene Ontology annotation, molecular function: ubiquitin protein ligase activity.